AUGUUGACCUGUCCAGGCUACCGAGUCGCCAUGGAUGGAAAGGUUUCAGAAUCGACGCGCCUGUCUUUUGUCACCACAGGGUGGCUGCUAAUGUACCUGGCUCAUCGCCCGCAGGCGCUGCGCCACUACACGCACAUUGUGCUUGACGAGAUCCAUGAAAGAGAUCUGGACAUGGACCUCCUGUGCUUGCUCCUGAAGAGAAGCCUCGAGAAGAAUCCAUCACUGCGCUUGGUCCUCAUGAGCGCCACUGUGGAUGCAACUCAGUUCCUGGACUUCUUUUCUGGUCAAGGUGUUCAGGUGGAGCGAAAACCCAUCGUGGUCGGAUCGCGGCGCUUUCCCACGUACCCGUACUUUUUGGAUGACCUGGUGAACGGAGCAUUGCCUGGCUUCAUCCCACGAGUCCGUCUCGACAGGUUUGACAAAAUUGGAGGCCGCGUCGAGGUAAAUCCGCAGCUCUUCGAAGCCUGUGUGGGGAUCGUCCAGGCAGUGGCGAAGCCGGGCCUUUGCGUGCUGAUCUUCCUGCCCGGGCUCUCCGAGAUCGAGCAACUCCACGAGGCCUUCACGGGCUCGACUAGGCGCGACCAAUGCCCGUUGGACUUUCACAUGCUGCACUCGGUGGUGCCCCACGAGCAGCAGAAGAAGGCGCUUCUGCCACCACCUGCUGGCCACUGCAAAGUCGUACUCUCCACGAACAUCGCAGAGUCAUCGAUUACCAUUCCCGAUGUGAGAUAUGUCUUGGAUUUCGGCAUCGUGCGGAAGAUGGUUUUCGAUGAAGAGAGGGCAAUGCAGAGCCUGUGCAACACCUGGAGUUCGCAGGCGACCUGCCGACAGCGCCGAGGGCGUUGCGGCCGGCUGCAGGAAGGGGUCAUCGUUUAUCUGUUCCCCCGCAGCCACUACGACCGGCUUCAAGCAUAUGCCUCGCCAGAGGUUUUGGGAGUGCCUUUGGAGUCCAUCUACCUCAAGAGCCGUGUGCUGCUACAUCAUCUUGGACCUCCGGAGGACUUGCUUCAGCAGCUGAUUGACUCCCCGCCACAGCAGCGGAUUGCUGCAGCUGCGCAGAACCUGCAGGACCUGGGCGCCCUGAAAGCCGAUGGUGAGGUCGCAUCCUUGGGCCGAAUCGCAGUCUUCAUGCCAACAACGAUCCAGCUGACCAAGCUCGUGGUUCUUUCUUGGGCUUUGGGAAUCCCAGGAGAUGGUGUGGUGAUAGCUGCUGCGUUGAGCACACAGGAUGUGUUCAAAAUGGCAGCUCCAGCCAACUGCCGGAAUCUUGAGGACUUCCCUGCACACCUCGCACACAACUACAUCACCCGGGCCCGCUUUGACGACGGACAGUUCUCGGAGCCGAUCAUGUAUAGGAACCUCUACAAGGAGUUCCUUACCGUUUCGAAGACCCAGGCGAGAGCCUACCACAGCUGGCUGGAUCAGAGCUGCGUUUCUGUGAGCCGUAUGAGCCAAUUUGCAGCGUUGGUGGUUGAGCUCGCCACCAAGCUGGGUGCCGCUGUGCCCAGUGCCAAGGCACAUCCAGCACUUCAAGCACUCUCCAGGCUCAAGAGAUCCCAGCAGCUGAAGCCGGAGGAGGUUGAGGGUCUCUUCACGAAGGAUUAUGUGCGCCUGAAAUUUGCCCUGGUGGGGGCAUUUCAGCCGUCCUUCGUGCAAGGUGAGAUCAACACCCAGAACAAGAAUAAGGGGAAGAUCAAUAAUUGCGGCUUCGAUCCCAUGAGGACUUGCCUGUUGCAGCAGAUAAAGCCUGCAGAGAUGGCCGAUGUCAACAACCUUUGGGAGUUCUGCCACAGCUUGGCCCCUACAAAGGAUGUGAGUCUGAAUGACACCGGCAAGAUUGCCUUCAUCGAAUGCGGCGAUGACCGGGAAAUUCAUGUUCCACAAAGUGAUGUGGUGCAUCAAAUGCCGCUGGUCGCACAGCUGUUGCAUCAGUUGAUGCGGCAGCCCUGCAAGUUCAAGGUGCUGUCUGACCAAGGCAUCUGGCACGAAGCUUCGAAGAUUGGUUCUCCAAACUUCCUUAACGGCAUGAAGUGGCAUGUCAACGGAAUGCGGACAAUGGGCUCUCCGUACUGGCGCUCGAACAUGGGUUAUAUGUGCGAGAUGCGCACCAACCUCAAGUGUCACUGGGGCGUUUGCUCGUCCUUGCUCGGAAGAGAAGGUCCUGAUCAGGUGCGAAUCACAGGGCUUACGAUCUUGCCGCCCCCGGGCACGAUGACUGGAGCUCGGAGUAUCGUUCAGAAGCCAACAUGCAGCCAAAUCCUAGGCCUUUGGCCGUCGGGGCCAGGUGACUUCGGAAGGAAUUGCAUGUGGUUUUGCUGCCAUAGCUGUUUUGGGUCAAGUGGCUUUGCUUCCAGAUGUAUUUCGGAUUGUGUAACGUCAUGUUUGUAUUAUCAGUCCGGCCUACUUUUGACGCAGUCGAAAGUAAGUUUAGGACACGGGCAUAGAGAACUAGAGGACGUACAAUCCUUGGUGGGCUUGGGGGGGCCAUUUGUGCGCCGGGCGAAGCAUCGUCAGGCUCCCUGCCCCUAA
Symbiodinium necroappetens is the source of this 2529-nucleotide messenger RNA. Lineage: Eukaryota; Dinophyceae; Suessiales; Symbiodiniaceae. The record is from the annotation of a GenBank genome assembly.